AAGAAGAGACCAGCUGUGUUUAUUCCCUCUGUACUGUUGGCUGUUAUCGGUCAGCAUCCCGUCGUCACCGCUCCUCAAAGCCAACUUUUACAGAAAACAGACACACAGCUUUUUGAAGAAUAAAGAGAAACGUACCUUCAUGCGUUUGCUGCAGUGACAAUGAUGGCAGGAAGGGGCAGGCUGGUGCCCUGUGUGUGUCUGGGGCUGUUUGGCGUCCUGUGCUGGGUAUGGGUCUCCUUUGCCUCCUUUCCGGACGAUCAACUUCCCCUGGAGGCUUUAGACGCAGUGGACCGUGGAGCCUUUCAUCCCCAGAGUGCUCUAUCAGAGAUGGAGUUUGCCUCCAUCAGCUCAUACAGAGGACCUGGCAACAGUGACCGCCGCAGAAACAAGGAGCUGCCCAUCAUCCUCUGGUGGAGCGGGGGGCUGUUCCCACACUUUCCUGGUGACACUGAACGCAUUGACUGUGCCACGUCCUCCUGCCUGGUCACGAGCAACCGCAAGGUCCAGCUGUACAAGCGGACAUCCUCCAUCAUCUUUUAUGGGACAGACUUCAGAGCAUAUGAGGCACCGCUCCCUCGUCUCCGCCACCAGACCUGGGCGCUGUUCCACGAGGAGUCACCCAUGAAUAACUACGUCCUUUCUCACGCGCCGGGAAUCAGGCUCUUCAACUACACCGCCACCUUUCGCAGGGAGUCUGACUACCCUCUGACCCUGCAGUGGCUGCCCUCGCUGGACUACCUGCUGCAGCCCGUGGCCGUGCCCCUGCAGGAGAAGAACCGCCUGAGGAGGGAGGGCCUGGCCCCCGUGCUUUAUAUGCAGUCUCACUGCGAUGUACCAUCAGACAGAGACAGAUACGUCAAGGAGCUCAUGAAGUACAUCAAGGUGGACUCUUACGGGAAAUGCUUGAACAACAGACCCCUACCCGAACAUCUAGAGGACACGUCCACCGCUACCGGCGAGGAAGCAGGAUUCAUGAAUUUCGUCGCACGCUACAAGUUCCACCUGGCGCUGGAGAACGGCCUGUGUCCGGACUACAUGACAGAGAAGCUGUGGCGGCCCCUCCAUCAGGGCUGUGUGCCUGUCUAUCGAGGCUCCGCUGCAGUGGCGGACUGGAUGCCCAACGACCACUCUGCAGUCAUCAUAGAUAACUUCCCCUCGCCAAAAGCUCUCGCUGACUUCCUCAAGCGUCUGGACGAGAAUGAUGACGAAUAUGCAAAGUAUUUAGAGUUCAAGAACCCCAGCCGAAUUACCAACACUCGCUUGCUGGAGGCUUUAGAGACUCGCGAGUGGGGGGUUAAUGACAUGACUAAACCUAACUACCUGAAUGGAUUUGAAUGUUACGUGUGUGACCAGGAGAAUGCAAGACUGGCAGCAGAACGAGCAUAUAAGAAAGCGCCUAAGAAGAACCAACCUCCUCAGCCUAAAAUGGCCGAUAACUCUCACAUGGGAUGCCCUCUGCCCAGCCCCGGGUACGGAGACGUCCAAGACUUAUCUGCAGAUGACGGAUGGCUACAAAUAUGGCCUCAGGAUUACUGGCAGAGUCUGGACCAAGCAGAGGGGCUGGAGUCUCUGAUAAGACAUAACGAGUCAGACCCUUCACUGCUGUGGAAGCACAUCCAAAACAUAGCUGUGAGCAGAGCCAGAGGAAAACACUGACACAGGCCUCGAAACAAGCAGGAGGAUGGAGCACAUCCAGGCGUACAGGGGUGUCCCAUAUUAUGCAUCCCCUCUGUUCAAACGAGGGAAGGAAGCAGAAAUGACUCAUAUUUUUGCACCUGAGCCAAAACUCCCUUUAUUCUCAUGAGCAGUGUAGUUAUACUGUAACAGAUUUGGAUAUUGCAUUCAGCUGACAUGAUACUUUUGUCCUUCAUUCCAAGUUCAGUAAUGGGAAAAUAACACUAUAUGCUAAUAUUUUCAAGUUGGUUUAUCACUAUAACCGAGGUGCCAUCGUUGCCCUCACUCAGCCUUGCAUUGUUAACAUUAACUGCAUACAGUGCAGUUAUUCCAGAGAUGCACAUUCUCGUGGGAGGCACACUUUGAUCGGAUUGGGGCAGAGCCAAAGACUUGUCCUCUGCACCAGGGGAGCUCUGCCUAACUGUGUGUGAAGACCAUCAAGAGAGUAGCCAAUGAACUGCAUUAGCUUCUUUACAGUUACUCAGCAGGUAGCUGAUGGUUAUUAGCUGAAGUCAUAUUUAUGUGUGCAGCUAUUUUAAGCAACUAUGCAAGGAAAACAUUAUUUCACCAAGGAAUGGAGAAAGGCAGAGCACAGCUCCCAGUGGGAAAGCACUACUACAUUUGUAAAGUACUCAGGAGCAGCUCAUCUGAUGAAUUUCUGUGAUAGAUACUUUACACUUUAACUGUAUUCUGUUACAUGAUGCAGAGAUUAUCAUUAAGUGCAAUCAUUUUGUAACAAUGCUUUUCCAAAACAUGUAACUGCUCGACUAAUGCUGCUCCACAGCAGUCUUGUGUGUCUUGUAGCACACUACCUGUGUAUCACGUAUUUCUACCAGGAUCAUAUAAAUCAUUUUAUUUUGUUAACAAAGCAUCAUACAUUGUGAACACACUAUUUUGUAUCAAGAACAAAGGAAGUAAACAUUUUGUAACAAAGUAA
Molecule: messenger RNA, 2611 nt
Organism: Lates calcarifer (barramundi perch)
Lineage: Eukaryota; Metazoa; Chordata; Actinopteri; Centropomidae
Gene: pofut4
Product: fucosyltransferase 11 (alpha (1,3) fucosyltransferase)
Exons: 5
Coding region: 160-1656 (498 amino acids)
Cellular component (GO): Golgi membrane
Molecular function (GO): alpha-(1->3)-fucosyltransferase activity
Source: RefSeq, a predicted model, not a curated record